AUGGAAUGUAAAACAAGAUGUGGUACGGUGAAUUCCCAUUUCAAGUAUGUAUCAGACAAUGCGCGAAGCAGUCAGAGGUUAACAUUGAUUGAGUAUAAUGCUGAGGAUAAAGUUUUUAAAGCACUUCAAUUGCGAAAUGCUUGUGAAAUGAAGAUGGGCAUCAGACGGAGAGAUGGUCAUUACUUUUUCGUAGAGGAAGUAGUUUGGAUGGUCGAAGUUGGCUUAGCUGUUGUUCUUCAUCAUGGAAUGCAAUUAUCUGUACAGGAAUGCUAUCGAUUACUGCAAACAUUUCUAAUUACACCAGAAAAAUUUUUUGUUUAUUCAUAUUUAAAACGUGCUGGCUAUGUUGUGAUACCGUACAAGGCUUUUGGAACGUCGAUAGACGAUGAAAAUGAUGAGCAAUGGGAGCUUAAGCCAAAAUUUCUCUUUCCUGUCAAUCUUCUUGAUCAGUUUCCCACUAUGAAGUCGAUGAAACUAACAAUGACUAAUUUUCGUCGUAAUCCAAAAUUAAUGGAAGUAUUUGGUGUAUGUGAAGAUUUUCCUACUGCAAACAUCGAACAAAUUAAUUGGAAUAAAUAUGAUGAGAGCCAAAGAAAUUUCAGAGAAAUUCUAAGACCUCGUUACUGGCCAAGAUUUGAUCAAUUCUCUAAUCGUGUCCCAACUUGGUCAGAUUAUCGUAAGGAGCGAGCAAAGAUAUUGAAAUUGAAUCCUUCAGCAGAUGUCUCAGAUUUCAUUCAUUUACCUAUUGACUAUGAUAUAUAUGCGGGUGAUGGUACAUUUUGUCGUAAUCUUUCACCUAAACCAUUAUAUCGACUAUUAAUUGUAAAUUUUCGUUUUCCAUUUCCAUCCGUUUCUGAUUUGCAUUGGUUAAGUUUGAAGAUUGUUGAUGGGAAGUUGUUAAUAGCUGUUGUUCAACAUGCUGAUGUUGUAUUUUAUAAUAUCGAUCAUCAAGCAGUUUGUCUGUAA
This is a messenger RNA of Brugia malayi, 966 nucleotides long. RefSeq lists its product as uncharacterized. Gene Ontology annotation, biological process: tRNA-type intron splice site recognition and cleavage. Lineage: Eukaryota; Metazoa; Nematoda; Chromadorea; Rhabditida; Onchocercidae. The record is from RefSeq and is a predicted model, not a curated record. The coding region runs from base 1 to 966 and encodes 321 amino acids. The transcript has a single exon. Gene Ontology annotation, cellular component: tRNA-intron endonuclease complex.